CUAUAUCAACACAGACGCGCCGUCGCCGUGCUUAACCGCCUGCUCGUUUUUAACGCACACUCCAGCGUUUUCUCUGCGCUCGCGCUCUAAUUAAUUGAGUAUGCUGGAGUGUGCGAAUUUCCGACACGACGUGCGCCUGCACUGCAGCAGUCGUCGUCGUUGCGUCGGCAAUCUUAUCUCCGAGUCUGCGUUUCGGCCAGGCGCGAGAAAAGUCGUCUGCAAAAACGCAAAGUCGAUGACGCCCUUGAGACACAGGCGCUACAUCAGGCAUCAGCAAGCAGCGCGCAACGCGGCAACGGUUUCGAAAAAAUCACGCGUCGUCCGUCAAGUGGCGCCCCCCAACAAUUCCGAGAGUAAGAUAUUUUUCACACACACAUAUAGGAUGCAGAAAAUAACUGAAAAACUCGUCUCUCUCGCCCCGUGUCGCCGUGUCCUCUUCAUGCCAGUGAAGUCGCAAUAAUUUUUGCGCACCUAGAGUCUCGAGAAGCAAACCCGGCAGACUGCAAGGCAGUCCUUCACCUCGACUGUGAUCCGGCUCAAAAAUUCAAGAAUUCUUCUCAUAACCAAUAUAACCAAGUUAACUUGCAGAAGCUUCGAGAUCGCGAAGACAAUUAUCCUCGACGGAUUGCCGAGGUAGAGAACGAGACGAGGGCAAAAGGGUUGAUUUUCGAAGAGCUGUAGCCGAGGAGAUACGUCGGGUCGAGAGUCGUGUGUGCGUAUGUGACUUUGGCCAUCGUGAAAAUGUCGUCGAGACUCUUGACGUUGUCGGCGGUUUGAGAGGUGUUGGAGAGAGAAGGAGAGAGAAAGCGAGAGAAGGAAGUAGGAGAGGAGCUAUACGAGCCGCUGUGAACGCGGAACAUGUCUGCCCCAGCAGUCAGUUGUGCUCAGCAGCAACAAACGAGUGGAAGCAGUUGCGCGCUCAACACAAGCGGUUGCGUGGUGUGCGGGAGGAACGACAAAUUGCUAAGGUGUUCGCGUUGCAAGAGUAUAUUUUAUUGUACUAAGGAGCAUCAGAAGCUCGACUGGAAGCACCACAAGAGUGUCUGCUCCAGGCUCUCCAACUGCACUUCUUGCGAGAAGGACAGUCAAAACUCAGAGGAACUUCUGGCCAGUGACAAUCACAGCAGAAGCAAAGUACCUGUUCAAGAAGAGAAGUCAGACAGCAGGAAACCAAGAAACAACGAAAAUAAAAAGGCUAAGAAUCAGAGCCAAAGGGGAGGAGACACACGGAAUAAUUUGCACACAAAAGAGGCAAGGGACGGUUGGACAUCACCUAUAACAUACGAGGGCAGCUCAGAAGAUACAAUUCUGGGUGCCAGAGCAGAGCUGCUGAAUCCUUUACAGGGUUCUAAAAUUCUCGAAAGCUCUGCUAAUAAGCCAACCACAGAAAUGCCUGAACACCGACAUCACAACGGGGUGAAGAACUUCCCAGAAGUUAGGCUGAGGCACGAGGAAGAAUUUCUUCCGUCAUUUUUACCUAGAAGUCGGAACAAUCUUGAGGAAAUUGACGAUAUUUGUAGAAAUGUGAUAAGAGACAUGAAUUUGUGGGGAGUGUGUGUUGUAAACAAUUUUCUGGGCACAGAGAAGGGUCUAGCAGUGCUGGAUGAAGUUUUAAGUAUACACAGUGCUGGAUUGUUCAGAGACGGUCAAUUAGUAUCUAAUAAGGCUGGUGCAAGUGACUUGAAAACGAUAAGGGGCGAUCAAAUCACAUGGCUGGACGGCAAAGAGAAAAAUUGUCAGAACAUUGGUAUGCUGAUAUCGAAGGUAGAUGCCAUAAUCAUGAGGGCAAACAAGAUGCACAACAAUGGAAAGUUGGGAGAUUACACAAUAAACGGAAGGACUAAGGCCAUGGUGGCGUGUUAUCCUGGCUACGGUUCGCACUACGUCAAACAUGUGGACAAUCCCAACCGAGACGGCAGAUGCAUUACAGCGAUAUACUACCUGAACAGGGACUGGGACAUCACGCAAAACGGAGGUCUUCUGAGGAUAUUCCCAGAAGGCUGGCAAGACCAAGUCGCCAACAUCGAGCCGCUCUUCGAUCGUAUCCUAUUCUUCUGGUCAGACCGUAGAAAUCCUCACGAGGUUCAACCAGCUUACAAGACGAGAUACGCCAUUACCUUGUGGUACUUCGACGCCGAGGAAAGAAACGAGGCUUGCCGAAGAUAUCAAAGAGACAAAGAAAUAAACAGUAAACCAGGAAAUUCAUGAGACGUGGAAAGUGAAGGACCUAAACACCGUCUGACGACUGAAUUUAUAAAUGCAACGCUCCAAUUUAUGCAUCUGUAUAUAGUUACGCGCGAAAAGCACUGGUACAUAAUCGUAUUACUAUCUUCGUAUUAAGAGAAAUGGAAGCGGCCGACGAUCCUAACCCAAGCGAAUCGAGGAAUUGACUAGUGUACAACAGAGAUGAAGUUAUAACAUACUCAACAAGAAUGUGCAAUAGUCCAGUAUUUUCGUUUAUUUUGUUUUCUUCUUUGUGUGGAUUCUGUGGUUCUGUUAAGGAAAUUUUGUCAUACACAAUUUUUUAUCCGACCGCGAUCGCUCACAAAUUGGAACGGUUAAGAAAGAAAAACUCUUCAAUUUUCUUAACGUACAUAUAAAUUAUAACAUAGAGUUAAUGUUGCAGAGUUGUGUAAUCAAAAUUGAACAUAAUACCGCAUGGUUUACAAGUGCCUCGGUAUGCAUAAAUUGUGAUACGUAACUCAGUAAUUACUCAGGAAAGUCGGUUCUAUCUUUCGAUAUAUUUUUAUCAAAUGAAAUUAAAUAAUUUUCAAAAUUAUUGCAAGUAGUAAAAAUUAUUAUAAUUAUAAAGUUGGGUCUGAUUGUAUCUUAGCCAUUAUAUCUGAAUCGACUUUGUGCUUGUUAUGUUAAAAGUCAAAUAAUAUUGUUGUACAUAUAGUAUUUAAAAGUAAUAAUUGUUUUGUCACAUAUACUCUAUUAAUUUGAAUUCUGAUAAAAUUAUUUUUAAAAAUCAA
Molecule: messenger RNA, 2975 nt
Organism: Nasonia vitripennis (jewel wasp)
Lineage: Eukaryota; Metazoa; Arthropoda; Insecta; Hymenoptera; Pteromalidae
Gene: Hph
Product: egl nine homolog 1
Exons: 6
Coding region: 859-2208 (449 amino acids)
Biological process (GO): peptidyl-proline hydroxylation to 4-hydroxy-L-proline; cellular response to hypoxia
Cellular component (GO): cytoplasm; nucleus
Molecular function (GO): L-ascorbic acid binding; ferrous iron binding; peptidyl-proline 4-dioxygenase activity
Source: RefSeq, a predicted model, not a curated record